CGGCGAGUACAGAUACUAUCUAAGUUAUCUCUUAUCUAUAUUCUUGUCUGGGGACUGGGACUGGAAAUAUAAUAUUAAAAAUUAAAACAAUAAAACAUUGUCCGUGUUCUUACUCUGCUCUCUGCGGACUGCGAUAGUUAAACAACAUCGUUAAACCAGUGUUCAAAAUCCAGAAUUGCCAUAUGCAGUUUUAAGUUUACGACUUUUAAUAUUCAGCACUGGUUGAUGACACUAAAUGCAAACGCCGACUUAUCAUCAAAACUCCCUCGUGGCCUUUUGUGACAAUGGAACUAAUGGAAGACCAGCUAGUAGUAGCGGCGCCACCAGGCGAGAUUGGAUCGAGUGGAUCGCGACAGGAACAUAGCACUUGGAAAAUUAUCGUGGUGGGUGAUAUGAGCACUGGUAAGACUUCUAUCAUUGAACGGUACUGUGAUGGGCAUUUCAUGGAAUACUACAAACCAUCGACAGGUAUAGAUUUAAAAAAGAAAAUAAUUAAUUAUGAGAACAAAACCAUCUUUUUAAACAUUUGGGACACUGCUGGAACUGAAAAAUAUCAAUCUUUAAUUCAAUUGUACUAUAGAGGAGCAAUUGGAUUAUUUAUUGUCUAUGAUAUUACAAAUUUGAAUUCAUUACACAAUUUAGAAUUUUGGAUGAAAAAUAUUGAUGAUUUUGCUCCUUCAAAUGUGGUAAGAAUUUUGAUUGGUAACAAAUGUGAUUUGGAAUCAAACAGAAAGGUAUCAACUGAAGAAGGGCAACUGGUAGCUCAACACUUCGGAAUUCCUUUUUUUGAAGUAUCUUCCAAAAACAAUUUAAAUGUAGAUGAUUCAUUUAUGAAAAUGGUUUCUAUGAUAAAUGAGAUGGAAUCUGAAAAUGCAAUUAAGAAGGAUUUUGAAGUUUUAGAUGAUAAAGUAAUACUCGGUGAGAUUGACUCAAAAAUGUCAUCAAAAUGUAAAUGUUGAUUUGAAAAAUCAUUAUAAGAAAAAUACCCAGAAAAAUAUGAUAAUAUUUUUUAGUAAUUUUUAAAAUACAUUUUUAUAAAUGUUUA
Molecule: messenger RNA, 1045 nt
Organism: Aphis gossypii (cotton aphid)
Lineage: Eukaryota; Metazoa; Arthropoda; Insecta; Hemiptera; Aphididae
Product: ras-related protein Rab-13-like
Exons: 8
Coding region: 285-959 (224 amino acids)
Molecular function (GO): GTP binding; GTPase activity
Source: RefSeq, a predicted model, not a curated record